Messenger RNA from Cooperia oncophora, 675 nucleotides. NCBI's taxonomy places the organism in Eukaryota, Metazoa, Nematoda, Chromadorea, Rhabditida, Trichostrongylidae. The record is from the annotation of a GenBank genome assembly.
AUGACUCGCAGCACUCACCUUUUGACGAAACAGAUCACAGGAAACUUAGUGCACCGGCCGCUGUCGCUACCACCACUACCCAGCCUUUUUAUCAACACUUAUGGCAAUGAAGUGGCUGGCUCAGGUUACGGAUGGUUAACCGCUCCAGACACCCCUGAGCCCUAUCAUGCAGUCGAUUCUGUUAUUCGAGCCCAACAAGUUGGACUCGAUAUAGUGAAGGAGCGAAUACAGUUUACAAAGCAACAAAUUGAAAAAUGCCGUCAAGAUCAACAAAUGAUCGCAGACUUUGUGGCAGAGACUUUCCUUGAUGAGCUAAAUGCGAUGCAGAAUGAAUCGAGCUUCGAAGAUCUUGUAGAAGAUGUCGAACGUCUUCAGAAAGAGGUGGAUGGACUUCGAAAGUCGUCUCCAAGAUCAGUACCACCACCGAGACCUGAUCCUCCCCUCCAUCAUGUCACAUGGCGUUGUAUACGAUGCCUUGAGAACAAUAACACUUCAUCAUAUCGGUGUCAUUGUUCUUUUCCUCGUGUUGCAAUUGAUCCACGAGAGGCCGCCAUGUGCAGUUGUACGCACUGUAGCCAAAUAGCAGCUGAUCAUGUUUUCGCUUCACCCACUCCUGGAGAUGGCGGCUGGCUACUGGUUAACAAAUUGAACGCUAAUCGUGCUGCGACUCCCUAA